AUUGGGGAGGGUGAGGGUCUCCCCAGUGCCGUGGCAGUGCCGGCACUUCCUGGUGAGGCCUGGGCACUGCUCAGGGGCUCCCCACUGCUGCCCUUCGGAGCUGCUCCACGGCCAGGAGCAGGGUCGGGAGGCAUCGGGGCUGCGCUGGGGGACUCUUGCUGACAGGCAGAGCAGGGGCACGUCAGAGAGGAGGUUUGGGUGAGGAGCUGCAAAGAGCAGCCCUUUUUUCUGAGCUGAGAGCAAGCGGCAAGCGCCAUGGAGGGCUGCUGCACCGUGGCCAUCAGCUUGGAGCUGAGCAGCUUGUUCCCCUCCCUCCUGUGUCUCUCCACCAAGGAGGUUGUGACUAUCUGGGAUGCUGUGUCUGCGUACAUCCUGGGACAGCUGAAGCUGGACAAGGGCGUCCUGCUCCCAGGACUCAGGACCUUCACUAUGGUCCAAGAGCGAUUCCAGGGUGAAGAAGAGGUGUUUAUGGCUCGAAGACCAGUCUUCCAGCUGAACAUGGACAAGGCGUGUCUGCAGGAGCUCACGUUCCCCACAGGGGUUAUCCCUGAGGAUGUCGAGAUCAAGCCGCUGAACUACAGGUGACUAUCACAAGCCACCUCCUUCCCGCGCCACAUGGUGGAGGACUGCAUGCGAGACACCAUACUCCUCUACUCUUUCCAACUGAGGAAGAAGCA
Molecule: messenger RNA, 677 nt
Organism: Chroicocephalus ridibundus (black-headed gull)
Lineage: Eukaryota; Metazoa; Chordata; Aves; Charadriiformes; Laridae
Product: coiled-coil domain-containing protein 81-like
Exons: 4
Coding region: 256-585 (109 amino acids)
Cellular component (GO): centrosome
Source: RefSeq, a predicted model, not a curated record